This is a messenger RNA of Spea bombifrons (plains spadefoot toad), 1230 nucleotides long. RefSeq names its product ALG5 dolichyl-phosphate beta-glucosyltransferase (gene ALG5). Lineage: Eukaryota; Metazoa; Chordata; Amphibia; Anura; Pelobatidae. The record is from RefSeq and is a predicted model, not a curated record. Gene Ontology annotation, cellular component: endoplasmic reticulum membrane. Bases 141 to 1115 code for a protein of 324 amino acids. The transcript is spliced from 10 exons.
UGUUUGAGUGCAAUAGGUUCCGGCGAAUGCUGUUAGUCAGUGUUCCCAUACCGGAAGGGCUCUGUAUCCAGCGCAGUUAGCGCUGUGCAUUGUAUUGCGAGUCCGUAUUAUCUGUGGCGGAUGACAGGUAUGCUGCGGCCAUGCCCCUGUGUCUGUGUGAAGUUAUCCAGCUCCUGGCUGCGGCGGCAGCGCUGCUGUUAAUUCUGCUAAUUGUUGUAGCCCAUGUAACUGCCGAGAGAAUGCCAAAUCUGCAUCGGUUUGAGGAAGAGAAGUAUUUUAUCGCCAGUAACGGUGCAAAGGAGCCCUUCCCUAGUAUUCAUGACCCCCAUACAAAGGACCUCUCUGUUGUAGUUCCCUCUUACAACGAGGAAGUACGAUUACCCGUCAUGAUGGACGAAGCCAUGGCAUAUCUUGAAAAACGUCAGAAAGCGAGACCUUCAUUCAGCUAUGAAGUUAUUAUUGUGGAUGAUGGCAGCAAGGAUAAAACAACAGAGGUUGCUUUGAGCUAUUCGAAGCGUUAUGGAAGUGAUAAAGUGCGAGUUCUGAAAUUAAAAAAGAAUCGUGGCAAGGGUGGAGCAGUCAGGAUGGGAGUUCUUGUGUCUCGUGGUAAAACCAUUUUAAUGGCUGAUGCCGACGGAGCUACAAAAUUUGAAGAUGUUGAAAAUGUAGAAGCUGGACUUCUAAAUCUCAAACCAUGGCCAGAUAAUAUGGCCAUAUCAUGUGGGUCCAGAGCUCAUCUGGAGCAAGAUUCAAUAGCAAAGCGUUCUGUGUUCAGAACAUUCCUCAUGUAUGGAUUCCACUUCCUUGUGUGGUUCUUGUGUGUCCGUGGAGUGAAAGACACUCAGUGUGGGUUCAAGCUUUUCACAAGAGAAGCUGCAUUACGCACGUUUACAGCUCUUCAUGUUGAUCGCUGGGCGUUUGAUGUGGAACUUUUAUACAUUGCUCAGUGCCUGAAAAUUAAAGUGGCAGAAGUCGCAGUAAACUGGACAGAAAUUGAGGGUUCGAAGCUGGUGCCUUUCUGGAGCUGGUUGCAAAUGGGACGAGAUCUCCUUUUUAUACGGUCACGGUAUCUAACUGGUGUCUGGAAGCUGAAUACACCUGAAAAAGUCAAUUAGAUUAUUGAAUACUGUUUUAUUAAUGUACAUAUUAGAGACUGAAAGGUGCACAUUGGCCUUCUAAAAACAUGUUUAUUGCCAUCAUUAAAAAAUAAAAAACAUUUUUAUGUUUCAA